Cervus elaphus (red deer) is the source of this 826-nucleotide messenger RNA. It is a transcript of the gene LCN10, whose product is annotated as lipocalin 10. Bases 5 to 826 code for a protein of 273 amino acids. The transcript has 6 exons. Lineage: Eukaryota; Metazoa; Chordata; Mammalia; Artiodactyla; Cervidae. The record is from RefSeq and is a predicted model, not a curated record. Gene Ontology annotation, molecular function: small molecule binding.
GAGGAUGGAGCUGGGCUGGCGGCUGGCCCUGCUGGCCCUGCUGCUGGGGCUGGGCGGGGGCUCCCGGGCGCAGGAGCGGCUCCCCCGAGAGUCCCAUAACCUCAACUGGGUCAAGUUCUCGGGCUUCUGGUACGUCCUGGCCGUCGCCUCCGAUGCCCAAGGGAUGCUGCCGCGCGGAGGCCAGAGGAAGUUGGGCGCAUCCGUAGUGCAGGUUCAGGAGGUGGGCCAGCUGAAGGUGGUGCUCGCCUUGAACCGGUCCCGGGGGUGCCAGACACACUCGCUAAUCCUGCGGAGAGACAGGAAGAAGGCGGUGUUCAGGAACACCUAUGACCCCUCGGUGUGGGUGGUAGGGGCCCGGGGGCCUCUGGAAGGACCGCAGUGUUCAGGCGAGGGCGGGCGACUCUGCGCGUCCUCCCCCCCAGUGAGGGGCGUGGAGGGCUUCCGCGUGAUGGUCCCUGACUACAGCGCCAGUGUGGUCUACCUGCGCCUGGGCCGGGCCGGCCGGACCACCAGGACCCUGCUCCUCAUCAGCAGACAGCCCACGUGCAGCUUCCUGAGCAUGAAAAAGUUCGUCGACGCGUGUGAGGCCCUGGGGCUCGCCAGCCGUGUGGCCGUGCUCCCGAAAGAUGGUGAGGGCCCCCCGAGCACACGGGCAGCUGGGGCCGGAUCCCCGCGGGGCGGCUGGGGGCCAGGGCCCGAGGCCCCAGGGGAGCUGCCCGGCAGACGCGGGCUCCCUCGGAGAUGCCCAGCCCUCUCCUUCCCCCACAGCCUCCUGCGCGCACACCAUCCUUCCGUGAGCCGGCUGCCCACCUGCUCCUCCCCGUGA